Molecule: messenger RNA, 2202 nt
Organism: Malania oleifera
Lineage: Eukaryota; Viridiplantae; Streptophyta; Magnoliopsida; Santalales; Ximeniaceae
Exons: 3
Coding region: 356-1900 (514 amino acids)
Biological process (GO): transmembrane transport
Cellular component (GO): membrane
Molecular function (GO): transmembrane transporter activity
Source: RefSeq, a predicted model, not a curated record
UCACACUACUCACAUUCCAUGAACCAAUAUGCCUUGAAUUAUUUUCAAGUGUAACCAAAAUUUGAGGUUUUUUCCCCAAAGCAAAAGAUAAAUAAAAAAUAAAAAUGCAGAGUACCUAAUCAUGGUAGGAAGGGCGAAUCAGGGGUUUUGAUUUGCGAAGAAUCGCAUCAUCAAUUACCAAGAGACCCGGCGGCAAACUUAACGCGCACGGAGGAUUCCCUGUCCUCCUAUUUACCGGCGAUACGGGCGAAAACCUCUCCACACGCAAAUGUCCAAACCCUUACCUUCAAUUUGAUUCGGCCUUUGCCCUCACUGGUUCUUCUGUCUUCUUGUUAAACACCCGAGAUCGGAGAAGAUGCGAGCGGAGACGGCGACGCUGAUACUGGUGAAUUUAGCAGCGAUAAUGGAGAGAGCGGAUGAGUCGUUGCUGCCGGGGGUGUACAAGGAAGUGGGUGCGGCCCUCCACACUGACCCUACGGGGCUGGGGUCCCUUACCCUGUUCCGCUCUAUGGUCCAAUCCGCCUGCUACCCUCUCGCCGUCUACCUCUCCGUCCGCCACGACCGCACCCACGUCAUCGCCCUCGGCGCCUUCCUUUGGGCCGCAGCUACCUUUCUCGUUGCCCUCUCUUCCACCUUCUUCCAGGUAGCUGUGUCCAGAGCCCUCAAUGGGAUUGGCCUUUCCAUAGUUGCACCAGCAAUCCAGUCCCUUGUAGCUGACUCAACUGAUGAGAGCAACCGUGGUAUGGCCUUCGGAUGGCUACAGCUAACAGGCAACCUUGGCUCAAUCAUGGGUGGAUUCUGUUCAGUAUUGAUAGCUCCAAUAGCUUUCAUGGGGAUCCCUGGUUGGAGAAUUGCUUUCCAUCUUGUUGGAAUAUUCAGCAUCUCAGUUGGUGUUUUAGUCCGCCUCUUUGCCAAUGAUCCACAUUAUUCCAAUGAUGCGACUGGAGCUAGUGGUCAACUUCCAGAUAAACCCAUAUGGUCAGAAGUGAAGGACCUGGUCCAGGAGGCCAAGUCAGUUAUGAAGAUUUCAUCCUUUCAGAUUAUUGUAGCUCAGGGUGUCACCGGUUCUUUCCCAUGGUCUGCUUUGUCAUUUGCACCCAUGUGGUUAGAACUUGUUGGUUUCUCCCAUGAGAAAACUGCAUUCCUCAUUGCCCUCUUUGUGAUUGCUGCUUCGCUAGGGGGACUGUUUGGUGGUAGGAUGGGGGAUCUCCUUUCCAAGCAUCUCCCAAAUUCUGGUAGGAUAAUUCUAGCACAGAUAAGCUCCGGGUCAGCCAUACCUCUUGCAGCAUUACUGCUUCUGCUUUUACCCAAUGUCCCAUCCACAGCAGCCAUGCACGGGUUGGUGUUGUUCAUCACAGGGUUUUGCAUUUCCUGGAAUGGUCCUGCUACAAACAAUCCAAUUUUUGCAGAGAUAGUCCCUGAGAAAUCCCGAACAUGUAUCUAUGCCUUGGACCGAUCUUUUGAGUCCAUACUAUCAUCCUUUGCUCCCCCUGUGGUUGGAAUACUGGCUCAACAUGUUUAUGGUUAUAAACCAGUCCCUGAAGGGUCGAGUGAGUCUGAAGAGAUUGCCACUGAUAGAGGGAAUGCUGCAUCAUUAGCUAGGGCUCUGUACACAGCAAUAGGAAUUCCAAUGGCUCUUUGCUGCUUUAUCUACUCAUUCCUUUAUUGCACUUAUCCGAGAGACAGGGAGCGCGCACAGAUGGAUGCAUUAAUAGAAUCAGAGAUGCAACAUUUAGAAGACUCUAAUGACACACCUGCUGGAAAAGAGUACACUCAACUUUACUUAUCUGAAAUUGAUGAAACAAAUAGCAAGGAUAGAAGUAUUGUAGAAAUGGUAUAUGAAGAUGACAGUGGUGAUUUUGAUGGCAAUGAUGAGCAGAUUCCGCUUCACAGCCAAUGACAUUCUCCAAUUUAGGUGAAAUAGCAAUUCUAAAGAGCAGAGAAGCUGGAUCAUUUUCCACGAGGCUGCACUUCACUGAAGUAGCUCAACUUAUAAUAGCUUGGAGAUUAGUCAUACAUGGAACUCUAGGUUCAUUAGAAUGAUAAAGAUUUUGUACAAGCCAAUCUAACUUUGAAAUGAAAAAAAAACAGAAUUCAAAUCUCCAUGUGGUUUUGAUAUUGGACUGGAAAUUACCUCUAUACGUAGGUAAUGCGUGAUUCAACAAGAACAAAAAUAGCUUAUAAGAUUACCGUUUUUCAAUU